AUGCAAUAAUAACAAGACAUUGAGCUUAAAUAUUAGGCACCUGAAGAAAAAUUUUAAGAAAUUUUUCUGGACUACUAAAAGAAACAUAAUGAGAAUAUGAUAUUUGAUUCAGAUGAACUAACAACGAUUUACAAUGAACUUCAAAAAAAGAAGGUAUACUUAACAUCCUACAUUGCACAAGGUGGUUAUGGAUGUGUUUUUGAGGCUAAAUACAAUGGAGAAAUAGUAGCUGUCAAAUGUAGCAAACCUAAAUUUGAUAAAAUCAAAGAAGAAGAAAAAAUAAUGAAAUUGUUAAAGGAUACUCCUUAUGUCUUUAAAUCUAUUGAAGAGUUUUUUAAUGAAAAAAACUCGAAAUACUAUCAGAUUUCUAAAAAAUAUUCAUGUAAUCUUAAAGACAUAAUGUAAAGCUUCUUUGAUUAAAAAAAAACACUACCACUCAACUAAAUAGUUGGUUUUGCUAUUCAGAUGUCAACAGUUUUUGAAAAAAUUUAGUAAAAUAAUUUGAUUCACUCUGAUAUUAAACCAGAGAAUAUCCUUUACGAUAGCUAAGAAAAAUGCUUUAAUCUAUGUGAUUACGGAGAGUCUAAAUCAUUUAAAGAUGGAUCAAAAACUUACAACCUCAAAGGAUUUACAAGAAAGUAUGCAGCUCCUGAAAUAACAGAUGAUAACGGUUUAUUCAAUAUCAAAUAUGAUAUUUAUGGCUUAGGAAUUAUUCUCCUUGAAUUAACCCUUGGAAAGUUUCUUGAGGAUGGAGAUUGUACUUUUAUCAGAAAUGGAAAACUACCUAAAUAUAUGAGCAAAAACGCUCUAUAUUAAGAUAUUAACUAAAUUAUAAUUAAAAUGCUUGAAAAAAUGCCUUAGAAUAGAAUCGAUUCUUUUGGAUUAGCUAAACAAUUAAAUGAAUUAAGACUAAAAUUAGAAAAUUAGUUUAUUUAUGCGGUAAAGGACAAAUUGGAUUUUACUGAGUCUAAUUUGAUGAUUUCAAAAUUCAGACAAUCUUUUCUUAAAUUUAACUACACGAGCCAACAAAAUGAAGUCCGAUUAGAUAAGUAUGCUUUUAAAGAUUACAGUAAUCUCUCUAAAAUCUAGGAAUGUAUAGCAAAAAGGUUAGUUCAUCACUUAGAUCUUGAUUUCUACUGUAAUAAACUUGGUGCAGAUGGAGCUAAGAACAUAGGAAUGAGCUUGGAGAAGUGCCAAAAUAUAACAUCUUUGAAUCUCUAUCUAUGGGAUAAUAAACUUGGUGCAGAUGGAGCUAAGAACAUUGGAAUGAGCUUGGAGAAGUGCCAAAAUAUAACAUCUUUGAAUCUCAAUCUAUCGUAAUUUAACUAACUAUCAAUUUAUAUUUAGUUUGUUUUAAUUAAUACAUUUGUGAAAUUGAAACUUAAAACAAAUGGGUUUGGAGAAUUAAUUGAUUGA
Molecule: messenger RNA, 1416 nt
Organism: Tetrahymena thermophila SB210
Lineage: Eukaryota; Ciliophora; Oligohymenophorea; Hymenostomatida; Tetrahymenidae
Product: kinase domain protein
Exons: 7
Biological process (GO): protein phosphorylation
Molecular function (GO): protein kinase activity; ATP binding
Source: RefSeq, a predicted model, not a curated record